Thelazia callipaeda (thelaziosis nematode) is the source of this 768-nucleotide messenger RNA. The record is from the annotation of a GenBank genome assembly. NCBI's taxonomy places the organism in Eukaryota, Metazoa, Nematoda, Chromadorea, Rhabditida, Thelaziidae.
AUGCCUCAUAAUGUUCCUUGCUCACAACUAGUUGUGUUUGGUGAUGAUUUCACAGAUGAUGGCAUGGAAGUUGAUGCAAAUUCAUUUGGUUUUGCAAGAAAUUCAAAUGGUCCCAUUUGGUCAGAAUAUAUCAAUCGAAUACUUGAUUGUAAUGAGUACAUUAAUUACGCGCACAGUGGCGCUAAAAGUAGCUAUGAUAAUAUGUAUUUCUCAGAUUGGUCAGGAAUUUUAUGGCAAAUUGAGUAUCAUCUCAUGAGUCAUCGUUCUACACCAAAAGAUUCUUUGGUAAUAUUGCAAACUGGUGGAUUACCAGAAUUGCUGUGGCAGCAACAAAACUAUAUUAAUGGUUCAUUUCAUAUUGAUCAAAUCACUGAAAAUAUAGCACAUGUGGUUCUGGCUUUGAUUGAUACUAUUGAUAACGGCAUCAUAAUAAUCAUGAAUAUGAUUGAUCCAUCUGAAACGCCACUGUUUGCAACAGAUAAUGGUAACGGGGACAUAUCGUUACCGGUAUCAAGCAUUAACGCGAAGCUUUGGAAGUUAGUGCAAAGUGAGGGACGUGAAAAUCAACGAAUUAGGCUAUUUGAUCUAAAUGCAGCCAUUGUGGAUGCUAUUCGAGGACUAAAUGCAAAAGACGCUUUCACUUUUCAGCAACCUAAUAUGACGUCUCGGAAGAUAUACGAAUAUGCUUAUUAUUACCAGUGGUAUCCAUCAACGCUAGUACAUCAUAAAAUUGCUCAAAAGUUAAUCAAAUUUUUGGAAGACCUAUAA